This is a messenger RNA of Phaeodactylum tricornutum CCAP 1055/1, 774 nucleotides long. RefSeq lists its product with no specific name. NCBI's taxonomy places the organism in Eukaryota, Bacillariophyta, Bacillariophyceae, Surirellales, Neidiaceae. The transcript has 2 exons. The record is from RefSeq and is a predicted model, not a curated record. The annotation marks the transcript as partial.
CUUGAAAAGGCCUUGGGCGCUAACGGAACGGGUUUGAUCGCGAUACGAAACGUACCCGGCUUUGUGGAGGCCAAACAGGCUUUUUUACCGCGGGCUCACGACCUUGUCCAGUUACCCUCCUCCCAACUGCUCGCUUUGGAAGAUCCCGUAUCUCUGUACAACGCUGGUUGGUCGCACGGAAAGGAACGCAUGGGGGAUACCCCCGAUUUUGCCAAGGGAAGUUACUACUACAAUCCGGUCACGGAUUGUCCCGGUAGUGCCGCGGAUCGUCAAGCCUAUCCGGUAUCCUAUCCGUGCAACGUGUGGCCGGCCGAAGCCAGUCUCCCCCACUUUCAAACACAAGCCAACACGAUGGGUGCCAUUUUGAAAGACACGGUGGUGGCCUUGGCGCGACAUAUUGACCAACUGGCGGCCCAAAAGGUCCCGGACUAUCCACAAGAUUUCUUGUAUACGCACAUGCAAGCGACGGAGAAGGUCAAGGCCCGCUUGCUCUACUACUUUCCACUCACAAAUAUGAGUCGUGAAGAUUCCUGGAUUGGUUGGCACAACGACAGUGGCUUCUUUACCGCCCUCGCCGGGGACCUAUACGUCGAUCACGAAACGGGACAAGUCCUGGACCAAUCCCCCGAUCCCGCUGCCGGUUUGUACGUCAUUCACCGCUCCGGCCAAACUCAAAAGGUAAACAUUCCACCGGACUGUGUGGCGGUACAGAUGGGUGAGUGCUUGCAAAUUGUCACCGGCGGAGCGGUGACAGCCACACCUCAUUGUGUGCGC